This is a messenger RNA of Folsomia candida, 4367 nucleotides long. It is a transcript of the gene toy, whose product is annotated as paired box protein Pax-6. The record is from RefSeq and is a predicted model, not a curated record. Gene Ontology annotation, molecular function: DNA-binding transcription factor activity, RNA polymerase II-specific; RNA polymerase II cis-regulatory region sequence-specific DNA binding. Bases 850 to 2250 code for a protein of 466 amino acids. The transcript has 10 exons. NCBI's taxonomy places the organism in Eukaryota, Metazoa, Arthropoda, Collembola, Entomobryomorpha, Isotomidae. Gene Ontology annotation, biological process: anatomical structure development; regulation of transcription by RNA polymerase II.
UUGGUUUCGAAAAAGGGCUGGUUGGCUGCAAGGGAGCUGCUGCUGCUGCUGUCUCCUCGAAAUCCGACCGAGUGAGAGCAUAGUUGGUUUGAGCAGUGAGAAGGAGAGCAAGUGUGUAAAAACAGUGGGAUAAAGGUCCUCAAGUUGCAGUUGUCUAUAAACCAAUUCACUGCGAACAAGAUAAAGUGUUUCCUCACAUCAUUUAACAGUAUCACCAUCCACCAAGUUUUCCUUCAUUACACUUUAUUCGCCAACAAAACCAAACCAUCAAAUCAAUCUCAUCCUCGUUCAACGCCCAAUUAAUUUCUUGCCCAACGCACUACCACUUUCUCCACCCGCUAAAUUAAUUAUUUCGUCUUUCUUGCCAUUUUCGGAGAGAAAAUAACUUUGUUUUUCAAAGUGGUGUGUGCAUGCGGCCGGUGUAAGCAGCAUAUCUAAUUCGAAAAACCAGUGUCCUCUUCAGCAGUUUUUUUGUGAGAAACCAUUUACUGUUUCUUCAAAGGAUUACUAUUCUGAAUUACUAAUCAGGAUUCGUGGUACAUAUGUUUCAAGAAAUCAGUAGCUGAUCACGGACAAAUAAGUGUGUUUAUUUUAUGUGUGUGUAUGUGUUUUAUUUCUAAAAUAAAUGUUGAAUUUGUGGUGAAGCACAUGAAACGGAAAUUCAUAUAAAUAAUUCAAGUGGUGUUGGUCAACUAGAAAACAGUUAGAAAACAUCAAGUUGAGGAGAAAUACUUUCUCCGGUUGCGCAGCUUCGAAUUUAUAAUCAAAUUUAUUUUUGUGAUUAAACAGUGAGUUAAUAACAGCUUUAAAGUGGCUCACUGCAAGAUCCAACCACUAGGUAUACCCGAGAUGCCGCACAAAGAUUAUUAUUGGGACUCAAUGAAGAAAUUUGACACAGGGCAUAGUGGUAUAAAUCAAUUGGGUGGUGUGUACGUAAACGGGAGGCCACUGCCGGAUUCUACCCGACAGAAAAUCGUCGAGCUCGCCCAUUCCGGAGCCAGGCCGUGUGACAUUAGUCGCAUCCUCCAAGUUUCUAAUGGAUGCGUUUCCAAAAUCUUGGGGAGAUACUACGAGACAGGGUCAAUAAAGCCGAGGGCUAUUGGCGGAAGCAAACCUCGUGUCGCUACUGGCCCCGUUGUCACCAAGAUUGCCGAGUACAAGAGAGAAUGCCCGUCAAUAUUUGCAUGGGAAAUCCGUGAUCGUCUCUUGUCCGAAGGAGUCUGCACUAAUGAUAACAUCCCAAGCGUAUCCUCGAUCAACCGUGUUCUUCGGAAUUUGGCAGCGCAGAAGGAGCAGCAGAGCGGAAACCCAACGGCGGACUCGGUGUAUGACAAACUGCGGAUGUUCAACGGCCAGGCGGCAGCCGUGAGUGCGGCGGCAGGCUGGGCGUGGUAUCCGGCUGGAGCUAAUCCUGGAACAAUCGGACUCCCUCCACCCACAACUCCACUUUCCGCUCCGAUGCCACCCUCCUCGGCCCGGGAUGACCCUCACAAACGAGAAGUAAACAGCGAAGGAACCUCGGAUGGGAAUUCUGAUCACAACUCAUCCGCCGACGAAGACUCCGAGCUACGACUCCGACUCAAGCGAAAGUUACAAAGAAAUCGUACCUCGUUUACAAAUGAUCAAAUUGAAGCGUUAGAAAAAGAAUUCGAGCGUACUCACUACCCUGACGUUUUUGCAAGAGAAAGGCUUGCAGAGAAAAUUGGUUUGCCAGAGGCCAGAAUUCAGGUGUGGUUUAGCAAUAGGAGGGCGAAAUGGCGUCGGGAGGAGAAGCUGAGAAAUCAACGCCGAGGUUCAUCCGACCAUACGGCCAUUUCUCCCCCACCAACAACUGCCAGCUCUGGUCGACUCCCAUUAAACACCGGGUUCAACUCCAUGUACGCUUCUCUACCACAACCUAUCGCCUCCAUGCCAGAGUCCUACAGUUCGAUGUCGGGGAGCUUAUCCAGCAUGAGUGGCAGUUGUCUGCAGCAACGGGAGCCUGCUCAUCCUGCAGCGAGCUAUUCGUACAUGUUUGCAGACCCACUUUCAUCACUUGGAAGUUACGGGAGUAGGUCUCACUGUGGGUCAGGUCAAGGGUCUGGUGGGGUCAACUCUCACUCCUCCUAUGGUCCCAACACCCACUCGGCUCACGGAGGAGGGGGCAGUCAGUAUCACGGAGUGAUAUCCGCUGGAGUAUCUGUCCCUGUUCAAAUUCCCAGCCACGGACCAGAUUUGUCUACCAACUACUGGCCUCACCGGCUCCAAUGACAUGCAUACCAUUAGACACCUUUAGUAUAAAAUAAAUAUUCCAGCCCCACAAAGUGACUCGAAAUCAGCGGAAUCAGCAAUAUCACCAACCAGUGGAGCACGUAACGUAAUAAAUAACUUGAUGUGACAUUUCUCAGCAUACACAGCGACGGGGUCGUCUUGAAAGGGCGAACUUCCAUGGGGCUGAGGUGCAUGUUUAUGGUUGAGUUUUGGUGGGUUGGUUUUAGUGGCGUGGCAAUCCAAACCUCUGAUGUAGUAGUAGAAGAAGAGCCUUCUUCUUGUGCUAUCAAAUAAAUUCUGUACCACGGCGCAAACCGACUGGAAUACUGAAUACAAUCCAAAUCCUACCGAAACCAAUCCAGUCCAUUUUCUAAUCCUAUCAGUCUCCUUCCCUCACUUUGUGUGUGUAACUCUUUAGAACCACCACCAACCACUACCAAAUAAUAAUAAUGUCUACCAAGUGUUCCUCCGUCGAAUAUAUAUGGUCAAGUAUUUUAUAUGAUCUCAGCUUUAAUUUUAAUCCUUUUCUCUCUCACGUCCUCCUCCUCCUCCUUUUCUCUUUAUCUAUCUACGUAAUCUGCUGUAUGUACAUUCCCAGUUAAAUUAAUGGGAAAUUGCUGUUUCCAUUGCUGGACUUUAGUGCAACUCUAAAUUUGCAUCAUCCAUCUUCUUCAUUUCAUGCCAAGUUAAGAACAAUCCGUAAUGCAAUCGUCUAAUUAUGUCAUUAUUAUCGCAUAAUAUUCUUCAUCUCUUUAAUCAAAUCACGAACAUAUAUUUUUUUACAUUGAACACGUAUUGUUUCCUUAUUUGUGAGCAUGCAUGUCAAUAAAAUUGAAGGUCCAUUCCAAUCGUGGAAGUAGCGAGGAGAAAAUUUUAUAAAAAAUCAAUAAUUUCAGAUUCCAUUGUAUUGGCGUAAUAUUUAUUUGACGUGACUUGUUCAAGGUUCGGAGAACAAUAUAUAGUGAAUAUAUACCUAUGAACCCUGUGGUAGUAGUAUUAGUAUUGAACUGAACAAUUAGUUUACUCAUUAGCUAUACAUACAUACAUUUAUCGACGACAAGUUGUAAGUAAAAAGCUACUUAGUGACUGUGCAAUAAUGCAAUUGAACGCACUAUCAACCACCACCAUCAUUAUUCAUAUUAUUAAUUAUUAUAUCGUUUAUCUAGGGGGAUUAUUUAUUUAAACGGUAGCAUUAAAUAUAUAUAUAUAUGUAACUGUACCAUACUGCAUACUCCAUAUUUUAACUGUACAUUACAAUAAAUAGCCUAGUGGUUAGAAAUUUUGUUAAUUUCUUUACAUUAAAAGUAUGUAAGAAGCAUUGGUGAGUAUAGAAAUUAUUAGUAGAAUCGUAUGCAUGAGAAUGACGUGUAUUGAGAAAGUGACGAAUAUUUUGUAGCCAUUUUUCAACAAGUCCAUCAUCAUAACUGACUAGAAAAUCGAUCCCUUUGACUUUUAUUCCUCAUGAAAUGGAACAUGAGGGAAAAACUAUUCAUAGCUUCUAAUUUUUUGAAGACGAUAACGUUCCUGUCCUACCAAGAGCCAAAAACCAAAUUCACUCCAUACCGCAAAACUACUUAUGAAGUGUGGGUGAAGCAACCAAUUUUUUGCGGAUUGUACAGAAAUAAUAAAUAAAUUUCGUAUCUUUUCUGCCAAUUCAUUCUGAUGAGAUCAGCGGAAACAGGGUCAAUAUUCAUUACUAUUUAUCCAUGCGGGAGGUAACCUACAAAUAAUUCUAUAAGGAAUGACUACGAGAAAAUUAGCAUUUAUCAAUUUAUUACAUUUACUACCACACUAAAUAAAUAUGUAGUAGCGAAGCAUAAUCUUUAAAAAUAUAGUGAGUAAUAAAAAAUGAAAAAUAAUUAUACUUAAUAUUGUUGUGUAUUGAAUUAUUAAAUACGUACGCAAUUUAAACUAUGUAACAACAUGAAUAGCCGUUUAGUUGUAAGUAUUUACGUAGUAGAAGUUUGACUUGUAAGUAACGGAAGAAUAAAGAAAGUAAUCAUAACAUGUAAGUAUUAUUAUCUUGAUGAAUACGAAUGUUUUGUCGAAUCAAGUCAAGACUAUGAUGAUGAGAUAAUAUGUUAAGUGAAGUAAAUCUUUGCUAAAACAAGACUGAA